AUUGUCUGGGUGAUUCUCAUCAGGUGAAGGCAUGCAAAUCGGACUAUACAUGUCGUAUAUGUCAUCAGCGUCAUCAUACACUAUUGCAUGCACCCGUUCAUACGCCUAGCUCAACGGUCGCGAUGGCUAUUCAAAACAAUGAUGGUAUGGUGUUUUUGAAAACGGCUCUGCUAUACAUCGUUGACGGAUACGGAAAGAGACAUGAAGCAAGAGCACUUCUCGACUCGGGUUCUAUGUCGAACUUUGUCUCUAACACGCUUGCUCGGAAGCUUCUCGGGACGACUCGCAACAAGGUCAACGUGUCCGUCGCAGGUAUCGGAAAUGCGUCACAGCUGAUGAAAGGUUCGAUCGUUGCAACCGUCGAAUCGAGGAUCAACACUCAUGCAUCUCAGCUGGAGUUGCUCAUCUUAGACUCUCCCUUUAUGCACAUACCAACGGCUCCAAUUGAUGCAUCAUCAUGGGAAAUGCCGAGCUUGCCGCUUGCUGACCCUUCGUUCUAUGUACCUGGCAAGAUCGACAUCAUCAUCGGUGGAGAUACAUACUGGGAGCUUCAUUCCGGUAAAAAACGUUCCCUCGGCGAAGGGAAACCAUGGCUUGUGGAGACUGCUUUCGGCUGGGUCGUCGCAGGAAAUGCAUCGUUUGGUGGUUCUCAUGGUUCGCAGCUAUGCCACUUAUCUACCAACGUCACGCCUUCACUGGAAUCGAUAAUGGAACGCUUUUGGGAGAUCGAAACAGUCGCUGAGGAUCCGAUACUAUCAGCGGAAGAGAAUGCCUGCGAGAAGCAUUUCGUAGCCACUACAACCAGGGAUGGAUCUGGCAGGUAUGUUGUAUGUUUGCCACAAAGCUCUAAUCCUUGUGUCGUUUUAGGAUCGUCAAAGUCAAUUGCUGAUCGUCGACUCUUAGCUGUUGAGCGACGUUUAAGGGCUGAUCCUAAAAUGAAGGAAGAAUACAUUAAAUUUAUGAAAGAGUAUGAGCGUCUGGGUCAUAUGAAACGGCUUACCGAACCGGUCGACGAUUUAUGCGAGCACUACUACCUGCCACAUCAUGCGGUGACCAAGGAGACGAGCACAACUACUAAGGUGCGAGUUGUAUUUGAUGCAUCUUGCAAAACUUCGUCAGGGUACUCAUUGAACGAUAAGCUAUUAGUGGGACCGGUAAUCCAAGACGACCUCUUCUCAAUCAUCGUUCGUUUUCGAUCACGUGCAAUUGCGCUAUCUGCCGACGUGGAAAAGAUGUACCGCCAGAUUCUCCACGAUGAGCGAGACCAUCAGUACCUCCGUAUACGUUACAGGGAAGACCCGUUAGAACCAAUCCAAACCUUCCAACUACUAACAGUAACAUACGGCACCGCAUCCGCACCAUUCUUGGCAACGAGGAUAUUGAAGCAAAUAGCUCAUGAUCACCAUACUCAGUACCCACUGGCAGUAAAUGCAGUACUUCGUGAUUUUUAUGUGGAUGAUCUAUUAUCGGGAACAGAGGAAAUCUCAGAUGCAAUCGAAAUACGUACACAGAUUUCGCAAAUGCUUAAUUCGGCUGGCUUUGCGUUAAAAAAAUGGGCAUCCAACGUACCAGAAGCACUCCAGGGCGUCCCAUCAGAUGAUUUGGCAGUUCUACCAACACACGAGUUGCAUGAUCCUCAAGUUGUGUCAACACUGGGACUUGUUUGGGAACCAGCAGUAGAUAUGUUUCAGUUUCGGAUUGAUCUGCCACCCACUGCAACCGUCUUAACUAAGAGGCUGACAUUAUCGUACAUUGCCAAAAUCUUCGAUCCGCUUGGUUUGCUGAGCCCAAUUAUCGUUAUUGCCAAAAUGUUCAUGCAACAAUUGUGGUCCUUGAAGUGGCGCAAAUUCAAGUUGAAAUGGGGAUUAAAUGCUGGUAUCAUGUUCCUGGCGUGGACAAUCCAGCAGACGAUGUAUCGCGUGGUCUUCUUCCGGACAAAUUGGAAUAAUGUCAUCGGUGGUGGCAUGGGCCACGUUGGCUUAGUGGCAUGGAAGACGACUGGCCAAAAAGAGAACCUGCAAGAGAAGAAGAUGAAUUAA
Messenger RNA from Anopheles gambiae (African malaria mosquito), 2039 nucleotides. RefSeq lists its product as uncharacterized. The transcript has 3 exons. Lineage: Eukaryota; Metazoa; Arthropoda; Insecta; Diptera; Culicidae. The record is from RefSeq and is a predicted model, not a curated record. The coding region runs from base 123 to 2039 and encodes 638 amino acids.